Messenger RNA from Boeremia exigua, 2035 nucleotides. RefSeq lists its product as uncharacterized. Lineage: Eukaryota; Fungi; Ascomycota; Dothideomycetes; Pleosporales; Didymellaceae. The record is from RefSeq and is a predicted model, not a curated record. The transcript has 3 exons. Gene Ontology annotation, molecular function: FAD binding. The coding region runs from base 191 to 1777 and encodes 528 amino acids.
CGCGCUAUCGAGCCUUUCCCCUUAUGUGACGGCACGCCACAGAAGGAUUCGGACGGCCCGCCUGAAGCCUCACCGCUGUAAGCUGGCGGGUCGCACGGGAUGAUCAGGCGGGAUGUCGGAGGGUAUAAGAGUCGGGUCCGCUGCUCAGUCGCGUUCGCUCUGUAAUAUCUAGCCGACGGUAGACUUCAAGAUGCGGGGUUUGAUCGCUGUAAUCGCGUCUGCUGCGUGUGCGCUGUCGCAGAGCUUCGAGCCGGCGGACUUCAAUGUCACCGAGGCAUUGUUGAAGAACGGCGUCGCCGCGUCUGCGCUGCCUGAGCUGUCGGAUCUGGACGCGCGAUCGGCGCUCAGUGGCUGCACGGCAGCAUGCACUUCGCUCAAAGCCGUUUUCGGCGCCAAUGUCGUCGUGGAGGGAAGCCCUGGCUAUGCAAACUUCAGCGCCGCGUACUGGUCCCAGCAGCAGGCAGAAGUCAGCCCGCACUGCAUCUUCCACCCGACAAAGGCUCUGGAUGUUUCGACACUGGUGCUUCUCUCACGCCUCACGCAAUGCCCCUUUGCGGCCAAGAGUGGCGGCCACGCAGCCUUUGCGGGAGCCUCGAACAUCGAGGGCGGCAUCACUGUCACGUUCCAGAAGAUGAAGGGUCGCACGCUGUCUGCCGACAGAAAGACUCUCGCCCUCCAGCCCGGCAACACCUGGCGCGAAGUGUACAGCAGUCUCGAGCAGGACGGUCUUGCUGUUGUGGGAGGGCGCGUGGCGCCCAUCGGCGUCGGCGGCCUCACAACCGGCGGCGGCAUCUCCUUCUUCGCCAACGAAUUCGGCUGGGCAUGCGACAACGUCGAGGCCUACGAAGUCGUCACCGCCUCCGGCCUCAUCGUCACCGCAUCCCCAUCAUCCCACCCAGACCUCUUCUGGGCCCUGCGCGGCGGCGGCAACAACUUCGGCCUCGUCACCACCUUCACCGUGCGCACCUUCCCGCAGGGCCAGAUGUGGGGCGGCGACCGCAUCUACCUGGAGCCCGCCUUCCCCGCGACCAUCGACGCCUUCGUCGCGCUCGGCCAGGCCGCCGCCACCGACCCCAAAGCCACGCAGAUCCUGUCGUUCGUCGUGCAGGCCGGCACGAAGCUCGCGUCCGCACAGCUCGAGUACGCGCUGCCCGAGCCCAACGCCUCCGUCUUCGCAGCGUGGAACGCGAUCCCGCCCGCCCUCGACAACACGGGCGUGCACUCGCUCGUCGAGCUCGUCGACAAGCUGACCGCCGUCAACCCCUACGGCCAGCGGCAGAGCUACUGGACGCAGACCUUUGCGCUGGACCGCGCGCUGGUCGAGUUCACGGCUGCUGCGUUCUUCGAGGAGACGGCGAAGAUUGCCGAUGUGCCCGGCCUGCUGUCGCCGCUGUCGUUCCAGGUCAUCACCGUGCCGCAGCUGCAGGCCAUGCGGCAGCGCGGCGGGAACGCGCUGGGGCUGGAUGCCGCGGGGGGCCCGCUGGUGGUGAUUAACCCUGCGCCGGCGUGGACGGAUCCUGCGGACGACGACCGCGUGAAUCGGUUUGUGGCGACGCUGUUUGCGCGCGUGACAGCCGAGGCGCAGCGCAGGGGGCUGGCGCGGUCGUACAUGUACAUGAACUAUGCGAGCAAGUACCAGGACGUGAUUGCGGGGUACGGGGCGACGAGCAAGGCGAGGCUGCAGAGUGUUGCGAAGAGGUACGAUCCGCGGGAGGUGUUUCAGAAGCUGCAGCCGGGGUAUUUCAAGUUGGACGGGGCGCCGGCGGUGCUGGCGUAGGAGGUCGACGACAGGGAGGUGUCUGGUGUCGCAGCAUAGAUUGCCUACUUAAAGCAGUAACUCUAGAGGAUGUAGCAGUUGCGCGUGACUGCUUUUUGCCUCUUUUCUUUGCGAUAUCUGGCAUGUCGCUCAUGUCCAGUCAAGUGGUUGUCUGAGUGGUGUUGCACUGCUCGUGAUAUACACUGCCACAUUCCCUGCGAUAUAUCGUUGCUAACAACGCACAAGACAUACAGUAUAGCAGGGGUAAGUAAUUAAUGU